AUGAAGUGGCUCACCUCACUCAGAAACUCCGUCGUAGGAGGUCCCCAUCUCUACAACAAUGACAAGGACAGCUGCUCAGAGUGCGAUUCAGACACCGAAUCAGUCUCUUGGACUAGAAAGAUGUUCGAUCCCCCGGUGAAACAACAGCGGGAAGAUUACACAGACUCCGAAGACGAAGCUGGAGCUCCUUCGGGAUCUCGUGAAAUGGAACAACUGACCACCAUUUGGACCAAGACGGAUCUUUACAUGGCCUGGGCUUCCAUGCUUCUGCUUUCUGUCGCCAUUGGAAUGAUGAUCCAGACCGUGUCUGUAUACUCCACGUACGCCACCUCAGACUUCAACCAAAUGUCGCUUCUGUCGGCCCUCAAUGUGGUCAAAUCGGUCAUGUACAUUGCUACACGGCCCAUUCUGGCCAAGUUUGCCGACGUUCUGGGCCGUUUUGAAACAGUGCUCAUCUGUAUCGUCAUCUUCACUGUUGGAUUCAUCAUGCUGUCGGCCUCACCCAACAUUGGCACCUACUUUGCAGCCCACAUCUUCUACAUCUUUGGCCAGGUGGGUAUCCAGUUCAUGGAACAGGUGUUUGCCGCCGACACUUCGGAUCUUAAAAACCGCAUGUUCUUUGUCGUCCUUCCAAACCUCUGCUAUCUCUUCACCCCUUGGUGUGCAGCUCCUAUCACGAACGCCAUUCUCAAACACUCGACUUGGCAUUGGGGCUACGGAAUGUGGUGCAUAACCGUGCCGGUUGUAUCUAUCCCAGCCCUCACCAUCAUGUUCAGACACAGGAUGAAGGCCCGCAAAAUGGGCCUGGAAUGCGCAAGAUCGGGUCUGAGCAAUGUCAAAACAGCCAUGCGCCAGUUUGACAUUAUAGGACUCAUUCUGUUCACUGGAGGAAUCAGUCUGUUGUUUCUGGCUGUUACUCUCGUCAAAACCUCAAAGUCCUGGAGCCAGCCACAUGUGCUGUCUAUGAUCAUCAUCGGACCUAUCCUGCUCAUACUGUUCCCCAUCUGGGAAAAACUCUACCCCAAGUACCCCUUCCUGCCCUUCUCAGCUCUCAAAGACAGAACUCUCAUCACCGGCUGCAUCAUCGUCGCCCUCUACUCUCUGGCUUACUACAUCUACGCUCCCUACUACACGGCCUGGCUGCUGGUGUGCAAGAACCUGUCUGUCACCGCUGCUACAAACACCCGAGUCACCUGGACCGUGGCUUCCACCUUUGGUUCGCUCCUAGUCGCCCCUCUCAUCAGAUACACCUACCGACUGAAACCAACAAUCAUUCUGGGAGGGUGUCUGUACAUGCUGGGUCUGGGGCUCACCUACAGAUACCGACAACCGGACAACUCGCUGGCCCAAUUCAUCAUUGCGCAAGUCAUUGAAGGACUGGGAACAGGAAUGAUCCAGUAUCCGGUGCUGGUUCUCAUUCAGGCCGUGGUAUCCCACAAACAGGUGGUAGCAGCGACUGCCAUCUUCUACUCCUCAAUCUCUGUAGGAGGAGUCAUUGGAGACGCCAUUUCAGGCUCCAUGUACAGACAACAGUAUCCCAAAAGACUGGCAGACUACGCUCCGUUCCUUUCGGAAAAAGACAUUGACACCAUGGUCAACAAUGUCAAUGCUCCAUUGAAGUACGCCUGGGGCUCUGAGGAGAGAACCGCCAUCAUUGCAGCUUUCAACAACGUCUACAGACACCUGCUCUACGGCCCAGUCAUUGUUGGAGGAGCUCUGAUCCUCUUUGCCGUCACUCUUCCUAAUGUCGAUCUUAGUCAGAUGGAAGAGAGAGUCAAGGGUGUUGUCUUUGGAAAUACCAACAAGAAAGAGACCGAGAGAAACGAUGAUGAGAACCAAGACCUCGGUUCUGAAAAGUCCUGCCAGAAAGACAAUGUCGUCGAGACAAAGGUCUAA
This is a messenger RNA of Yarrowia lipolytica CLIB122, 1896 nucleotides long. RefSeq lists its product as uncharacterized. The record is from RefSeq and is a predicted model, not a curated record. Gene Ontology annotation, cellular component: plasma membrane. Gene Ontology annotation, molecular function: siderophore-iron transmembrane transporter activity. Gene Ontology annotation, biological process: transmembrane transport. Lineage: Eukaryota; Fungi; Ascomycota; Dipodascomycetes; Dipodascales.